Messenger RNA from Apus apus (common swift), 2078 nucleotides. It is a transcript of the gene C20H1orf174, whose product is annotated as chromosome 20 C1orf174 homolog. The record is from RefSeq and is a predicted model, not a curated record. The transcript is spliced from 4 exons. The coding region runs from base 26 to 778 and encodes 250 amino acids. NCBI's taxonomy places the organism in Eukaryota, Metazoa, Chordata, Aves, Apodiformes, Apodidae.
CGCGCCUGCCCGCGCGCGGCCCGAGAUGGCGGCGCGGGGCCGGGGCCGGGGCCGGGGCCGCCCGGGGACCCGCCGGGAGACCCGCCCGGGGACCCCCCCGGAGACCCCCCCGGAGACCCGCCCGGGGACCCCCCCGGAGACCCCCGGCCCGGCCCUCCCGGGGCGGCCGCGGCGCCGCAGACCCGCGGGGCAGGCCGGCCUGGGUUCCUCGCACGGGGCGGCUGACGGACGAGCCACAAAGAGGCUAAAACGUGAAAAAGAUAGUCUAGUAAAAUCAGAGCUAAAAGGAGUUCAACGUGGAAGUGGAAACCUUGCCUCAUUGGGGGAAGCACCUAAAGCAUCUGAUGGGGAUGGGUGUUCAGAAGAUCCAGGAGACUGCAGCAAAAUUCCAGAGAAAAAAGGCGAAAGCAUCCCAGAGCCUAAUGAAGACAGACAGGAGGAGCACAGUGCUCCUCUCGAGCCACGUGCACUGAGAUCAAGCCAUGCUCCAUCAGUAAUGGACAGUAAAGAGGAGAGCAGCUGUGAGAGCCUGCUUUCAGAGGGGCCUAGCUUGGAGGACACGGAUCUGAAGAAGCCGAGGCAGCUGGACAGCAGCGCUUUCUUGGAUGAAGACAGCAACCAGCCCAUGCCAGUGGCCCGGUUCUUCGGGGAUGUCGAGCUGCUCCGGGAUCUCCCGGCAGUUGCUCUCCCAAGCACAGCCACGAGCAGGAGAGAGUUCAGGAAGCUACAUUUCAUUGCAAAGGAAGAUGAAGAGGAGGAGGAAGAGGAUGUUGCCUAACAACAAACUGGAGAGAGGAACUGGGAGAGUUUGUUUUUCUGGAACUGGCAGACACAGCAUUCUCCCAUGGUUAUGUGAGGCAAAGAUUGACUGAAUUUACAGUGAUUUGGAAACAAACUCUAAUUUAUCAUGUUACCAUUAAUAUUUUGGGAGGGGGGGGAGAAGGAAAAUAGAAUUUCUUACUCCUUUUCUAUAAUUUAAGCCCUUAUCUAGCUGAACUCACUGGUCUCACUCGCUUAUUAAAAAUAGCCAAGCUGAGUAUGGUAAAACAGUCCUUUUAUUGGUUGUCAGUGCUCUGAACAACCACCACAUGAAGCUCCAUCAGGCCAGCCCUAACCCUUCUGUAAUGCAGCUUGUGCAGGGUUUUCAGUUGGCUUGCAUGGGUUAUGAACAGGAAUUUUGUAAACAAAUGCAUUGGUGGUGAUAAAGGUGGUGAUAAAGGCUUUCUCAGUGUUGAACUUGAUCAGUGGAUGAACGAGCAUUGACUGAUCAGGGUCAGUCCACCAAAGGUAUUAUUUUGGCCUUUUUUAGAAAGCAAAGAGCAACCUCAGGUGAGAUCACGAGCUGUUGACUCACCCAAUAUUUAUGAUAAUACUUCUUUGAAAGUGUGAUUAUGCACUAAGCUUCUAGAUCUUUAUUGUUACAAAUAUUUUCUUCUACAUUCCUAAAAAUACAGAGAAAAUGUUAUUAGCAGAUGGUUUAAAUACAUAUUAAUUUCUACAGCUAUAGCUUGUUAAAACAUUCAAAAGUUGUAAGCCAAACAAAUUGUAUAUGCAUGACAUGUUAAUUUAUUCACAUUUCCACUCCAACUGAUGCAUUGUUUCUGUCAACGAUUAUUUCUUGGCUCCUUUUCACUCUAAUUCUGUAAUACAUAAAAAUCUAUUUUUGAACAGCACAUUCAUGGCUCUCAGCACAACUCCAUCUUGAAGCAGCUCUCCCUACUCUCCCUAAAUCCUGUGUUUGCUACUCCCUCUUUCUAGAAAAUACAUCUUCACACACACAGACACUCAUUUUAGUUCUAGCACUGUGCUAAAUGGUGAUUUUUUUCAGCCUGCAGGAAGCAUGCCACACAGAUGGCAUGGUGUUUGUCAUCAGAAUCUCAGCUGUGAUGCCUCCCCCAUGGUCAGAACAGCACAGUGUGCACCCCCAUCUUGUUACCAGCAACGGAUACUCAGUAAGGCCACCUGGAAGGAUGGAUUCAGUGCACUAGUAUUAAAAAUCCUGUCUUCUUCUUAUGUUGAAAUGUUUGGGAGGGGAAUUUAAUUUGUUGUUUAAAGAAAUUAAACUGUCUAGCAAAGCC